Psylliodes chrysocephalus is the source of this 1347-nucleotide messenger RNA. Lineage: Eukaryota; Metazoa; Arthropoda; Insecta; Coleoptera; Chrysomelidae. The record is from the annotation of a GenBank genome assembly.
AUGACUUCAAUAUCAAAAAGAAAGUAUGAAGAAGAUAUAUCCGUGCGUGAUUUCAAUGUUGCGUUAGAAGAACAGUUUUUAUUUACGAAUCAAAAUAGUUCUAAGCCGGUAUGCUUAAUUUGCGAUGCUUUUGUGGCUGUUCCAAAGAAAUUCAACUUGGAGCGACAUUUUACCCAAAUGCAUGGUCCUUUUAAUUCCAAAUAUCCUGCGGGCUCAAAAUUACGAACAGAUUUCAUAAGUAAGAAGAAACGGUCAUUAGCAGGGCAGCAGUCAUUUGUUUAUAAAAGGAGCGACGAGAUGGAAUCGAUGGUGAGAGCCUCAUACGAAAUUUCCCUUUUAUUGGCUAAAAAAAAGAAGCCGUAUUCUGAUGGUGAAGAAAUAAUAAAACCGUGUUUAUCUAUAUUGGCUAAGCAUGCAGGUGAUCCAAAAAUUAACAAGAUGAGAGCUAUCUCCCGAAAUACAGUUAUGAGACGGAUAGAUGAUAUGGCUACUUUUGUUAAUAAACAAAUUAUUUCCGGAGUGGUCUUUUGCAAAUAUUUUUCUUUGGCUUUGGAUGACAGUGGUGAUAUAACUGACAAAGCUCAAUUAAGUAUUUUUGUCCGAUACGUGAAUAAUAAUUUUGACGUGACAGAAGAACUUCUCGACCUGCGACAACUAUGCACCACAAGGGAAAAAGAUAUUUUCAAUGAAAUGAAAAGUGUUGCCGAGAUCAAAAAUUUGGAUUGGAUAAAACUUGAUAGUAUUUGUACAGAUGGGGCACCGGCAAUGACUGGAAAGAUAAAAGGAGCUGUGGCGUUGUUUGAAAAUUAUUUGGGGAGAAAAUUUUUCAAGUUUCAUUACAUAAUACACCAAGAAAGUCUUUGUGCCAAAGAUUUGGACUUUUCUUUAGUUAUUAACCCGGUAGUGCACUGUAUUAACAAAAUUAGAGCGCGGGCCUUAAAUCGGAGAAAAUUUCGAAGUCUAUUUCCUGAUGAAACUGAAGAAACUGGUGAACUUCUUCUUCAUUGUGAUGUGCGUUGGCUUUCCAAAGGAAGUGCCCUUGAUAGGUUUUGGAAUCUUAGAGAGAAUGUUUUAAAGUUCUUAGAAGACAACAAUGAGUGCUCACAUUUGAAAAAUGAAGAUUGGUUGUGAAAUCUUGCCUUUCUAACAGACAUUAUGGAACAUUUAAAUAAUAUAAAUUUAUGACUUCAGGGCAAAAAUUGUAUUUUUCCUACAUUAUUUUCACACAUUUCCUCUUUUGUUGCCAAACUGGUGCUUUUUGAAAAUGAUUUCGAACAAGAAAGAUUUACUCAUUUUCGUCGCAUGCAGGAACCUCUAACAAAAUUUAAUAAAACACCAAAAUAUGAC